AUGCUCCCAGGCGAUUACUGCGAUGUCUACCUCACCCACGACUCGAUGAGCGUGCGCAAGGCCCACAACAGCGGCCGCAAUCAUCUGCGCAAUGUCGUCGACUACUACCAACGUGAGUCUUUCUCCUCUUCCUCCAGCACGUACAACGGCAUCAACACGACUCGUGCGCUUGCUGCUGCUCCUUCGUAUGGCAGAAACAGCAGCGGCAGGCCGCACAGCCGUCGCCACAACUGGCAAAACCAGUACUAUCGCCACGAUCAUGACGGACGCGCCGCUGACAGACGCCCGCCUCUGCGAACAGAAAUCGGCCACGAAAAGGCACAAUCAGUUAUCGACUCGAUCACCUCUUCCUACGCCGCCGAGGGCCAGGCCCAUGCAAACCCCAUGCUCCCCCACAACCAGCCCGGCUACGCUGCCGCCCAAGCCCGCUUCGGCGGCGGACGUCCGGGCUUUAUGAACGGCGGAGGCCCUCCGGGUGGGCCGCGUGGCAUGCCCAUGCCGCCGUCCUUUGGCGGUGCCGGCGGUGCCCCGGGCGCGCCUGGUGCACCGGGUGCUCCUGGUGUCGGCGGCCUGCCCAUGCCGCCACCACACUUCAACUUUCCCGGCGGCAUCCCGCCACCCAUUCCACCCCCAGGCAGCGGUCUACCUCCACCGCCCGGCAGUGCAGCCUUUGGAGCGGGCGCCCCAGGCAGCGGCGCCAGCGGCGGCGCCAGCGGCGGCCGUGGCUUCCCCAUCCCGCCACCACCGCCCGCGCUCGGUGCCAACGGCGCGCCCGGCGGCAUUCCGCCCCCGGUUCUGCUGCUGCUGCUGCAGGUGCCGGGCGCGCCACCUCCCAACUUCCCUGGCUUCCCAGCCGGCAUGCCCAUCCCUGUACCCGGCCAGCCCGGCUUCCCGCCGAUUCCACCGCCGCAGUUCAUGCACGGCGCCGGUGCGGGUGGGCCGCCAAUGCCUGGCCCGCCUGGUGGCGACAGACGAUAA
Molecule: messenger RNA, 978 nt
Organism: Sporothrix schenckii 1099-18
Lineage: Eukaryota; Fungi; Ascomycota; Sordariomycetes; Ophiostomatales; Ophiostomataceae
Exons: 2
Coding region: 1-978 (325 amino acids)
Biological process (GO): mRNA splicing, via spliceosome; mRNA 5'-splice site recognition; spliceosomal snRNP assembly
Cellular component (GO): nucleus; U1 snRNP
Molecular function (GO): pre-mRNA 5'-splice site binding; zinc ion binding
Source: RefSeq, a predicted model, not a curated record